This is a messenger RNA of Penaeus chinensis, 3137 nucleotides long. RefSeq names its product guanine nucleotide-binding protein G(s) subunit alpha-like. The record is from RefSeq and is a predicted model, not a curated record. NCBI's taxonomy places the organism in Eukaryota, Metazoa, Arthropoda, Malacostraca, Decapoda, Penaeidae. Gene Ontology annotation, cellular component: heterotrimeric G-protein complex. The transcript has 10 exons. Gene Ontology annotation, molecular function: GTP binding; G protein-coupled receptor binding; GTPase activity. Bases 624 to 1802 code for a protein of 392 amino acids. Gene Ontology annotation, biological process: sensory perception of chemical stimulus; adenylate cyclase-activating dopamine receptor signaling pathway.
GCCAGCUGUUUAGUUCCGAGGAUCUUGUCCUCGCGGGUCGCUGGCAAGGAACAAUGGUUUGAGAUAACCUCCGCUUUAUCUCGCGAUGACAAAACCUGCAGAGCGAUAGCGCGAAGACGGAACACGGCGGGUGGCGAGCGGCGCCGGAGACGGUGACAAAGCCCUCGGCUCAGAGGCUGUCGUGCAGAGCUACGUGGGCGCCUUCACUCACAACGACCGCAUCGCUCUGACUGCUUCCAGGCGCCGGCACGACGGCGAACAUCGAGGAAGAAGAGGGAUGAGAUAGCCAUCUUAGAAUUUCAUUUAAUAUUAACGUGUAUAAGAAAGAAAUUACAACUGCACUUUCCUGAUAUUAAGGAUUAUAAGGGUUGCUGUGUCAUCAGUAAGAGAAAAAAAUAUCAGGAAGGGCCUCUGUGGAUUCCAGAUAUUGUGGUAUAUUAGAUAGUGAAAGUGGUGAUUGAUUUUAGCUGAAAAAAAUAAAGUACGAGACUUCCCUGUUCCAAUAAAUCAACUCAGGAAAGGAAAUACAGAAGAGGAACGUGACUUGCUCGCGCGGCAAGACCGUUUGUGAUUCCAAAAUUUCCGGCCAAAAUUUCAAGAUUGAUUGGCUGCAAGACCCCACGAUGGUUCUCUGCGGCACAACUCCCGAAAGGAGAGCGAGUAAAGACCUGGAGAAGAAGAUAUCCUCAUGGAUGAAAGACUAUAAAAAAGCAAUAAAAAUAUUAUUAUUAGGGGCGGGAGAAUCGGGCAAAACCACCAUCAUUAAGCAGAUGAAGAUUCUGCACAUCAGCGGGUUUACUCCAGAAGAGAAGAUGGAGAAGGCGCAGGACAUCAAGAGCAACGUCCUGGAGGCCAUCUCGACGCUGACGAGGAACUUGGAGCAGCUGGGCAUCCCCCUGGGCUCGGAGGCGAACAGAGAUUCCUUCGAGUACAUCAGCGGCAUUGACCCGGAGGGAUUUACCUUCCCACAGGAAUUCUACGAACACACGGAGCGCCUAUGGCGAGACGCCGGCAUCCGCGAGGCGUACGCGCAGCAGCACAAGUUCCAACUGAUUGACUGCUCCAAAUACUUCUUGGACAAAGUCAGCGUCUUGAAGCAGCCGGACUACGUCCCUAGCGUGCAGGACAUCCUGCACAGCCGUCGCCGGACAACGAAUAUCCAGAAGAUUGAGUUCGAGGUGAAAAUCCCGCGCAAGUACGGCGGCGGAGGCUCGCUCACCUUCUGGAUGUUCGACGUCGGGGGCCAGAGGGGGGAGCGGAAGAAGUGGAUCCAGGUAUUUGACGGCAUCCAGACCGUGCUGUUCCUGGUGUCGGCGAGCUGCUUCGACCUGGUGGUGAGGGAGGACGAGGCCACCAACCGCCUGCAGGAGUCCAUAAAAAUCUUCCAAAAUGUUUGGGUGUCAAGAUUUUUGAAAGAUGCUGGAUUCAUCGUUUUCCUUAACAAACAAGACAUCCUUAAGGAUAAAGUAGUGAAUUCGAAGAAGCGCAUCGGCGAUUAUUUCCCAGACUAUGCAAAUUAUAAAUUGGACGUAAAAGACCGAGAUCCAAAUGAGGACGAAGAGUACCAGAAGACGCGCUGCUUUAUCAGAGACCAGUUUUUAGAGAUCGCCAAGCAACAGGUGACGCGCGAGGCGAGGAAGCUGUCCCCGGGCUUCAGCGUGGCGGAGGAGGAGCGCGUGCGCGAGUGCUACUGGCACUUCACCACGGCCACCGACACCAACAACGUCAAGCUCGUGUUCGAGGACGUCCACAACAUGAUUAUUAUGUGGAACCUGCAUGAAAUCGGGGUGAAGAUGGCCUAGGUCGGCCUUCGGCCCGCGGGACGCCCUCGCGGGGUUGUCGCUUGAGGCGCUCCUCUGGCCUCGUCCCGACGAGUCACUUGCCGUGCAUUUGCUCUUACAAAUGCUUCUUCAUUUAGUUCUUUACUGUGCAUAUAAAUAUGAUAAGUUAUUCAUAUGCUAUCAUUUUAUACAAUCAUUGAGGGACUAUAUUUUCCUUUUGAAAUGGAGUUAUGCAUGAGUUUUUAUUUAUUAAUAGUGAGUUUUAAUGUCCAUGAUAAUCAAAUUUAAUUAUAGAAUAUAUAAAUAAAUUUCUGUGUAAAAUUAGCAUAGUAGUAAUAUCUUACAAUGUCAUGUGCAAUAAACAUACUGAUCACACACGUGUAUUAGUUUUCCCUCUCGCAGUAAGAUUUUGGUGAGACCUGUUCCUGUAUCUAUAAAACAACACACAGAUAUGAGCAUCAGAUUGUCUGCUAGAUUUUACUUGAAUAUAUUAAAUGGAAGCAGCCAUUUUCAUUUCAAGUAGGUUUGAAGCCCUGGCUGAUCUAGGAAAUUACACGGGGAGGGGUGGGGGGAAGAGCCAUAUCAGAUAUCAGGGAAUGAUGAUUUAUAUAACUUAUUUUCAUAUUUCUUUUGUUUGCUACAGUGACCUGGGAAGCUUUGUUUUAUCAUUAAAGUCUGGGUUCAUUGUUUUCAUUGGUUCUCUGUUAAGUGCAAAUAGUUUUCCUAGAAUUUGCGUAUUUUCUCAUCAUGUGACUAGAGUGUAGAUUUCAAGUGAAGAAAUAACGUUAACAAGCGUCAACAAAUAUUUUUGUAGCGAAAAAGCGAAAGCCAGUCUAGUCUACUUAUUGAUAAACCGCUCAAUGGAUCCAGUACUGAACACACCGAGACAAACUUCGGCAAAUUUGAAGGAAAUCAAACUCAGACUAAUCGAUUUGAAAUGAGAAAUAUAUUUAUACGUCUUGGCAAAUGGUGUGUAUUUCUGUCAUUCUGGGGUUGGCACUGCGACAUAUCUUAUAUCUUAUGUCAGUUCAACGGUUGCAGCAUAGGAAUUUCAGACGCUUGAAACUAAACUGCUGUCCGCUCUCCCGAUCAUUCUGUGAUUCAGAUGACUAGACAGUGAAAUCAGAGCACUAACAUUUGACCAGAAAACAGAUUAAUGGCAUAACGCAAUAUGUAUGUGACAUUUGUUUUAUCUUUACAUGAAUAAUAUUUUUCACGUGCCUGUGGCUAAUAUUUUUUUGGGAGGAAAAUUUCUGCUUAAAUCAUAUAUAUGGACAAAUAGUCUUUGUUCUUCUAAUAAAAAAAUAUAUUUUUCAAAUUAUCUUCAGACUGCAACAUUACAACAAGGCCACCCUG